Emericellopsis cladophorae is the source of this 798-nucleotide messenger RNA. RefSeq lists its product as uncharacterized. Gene Ontology annotation, biological process: transcription elongation by RNA polymerase II. Bases 1 to 798 code for a protein of 265 amino acids. The record is from RefSeq and is a predicted model, not a curated record. NCBI's taxonomy places the organism in Eukaryota, Fungi, Ascomycota, Sordariomycetes, Hypocreales, Bionectriaceae. Gene Ontology annotation, cellular component: elongin complex; nucleus. The transcript is spliced from 2 exons.
AUGCCGGUUAAGUGUCUCGUCGACCUGGCCACGCAGGCUUGUAUCAAGAAUAUUCGCCAUCUCGACGGCGUCGGCGACUACCUUCCAUACGAGAAUGUCCGAACCAUUUUGAUGCGGGUCGAGAAUGGCGCGCAGCUACGGCGCAUCGAGGUCAACUCCCCCCAGAUCCAAGGCUUGACGGGAGAGAUCUGGCUACGACUCAUUGAGAAGCACUUUCCACUUGAAUUUCGCAACAAAGCCUACAAGCCUGCCAAUCCCGACAAGUGGCACAAGGUCUACGAGAAGUACAAGAAGGAACAUGACGAAGCACGCGAGGAGAGUGAAAGACAGCUUGCCAGUUCCCUCGCAGGCUUGAGACAGAACAAAGAGCAAAAGACGAGCAGGAUUGUGGACCAAAAAGCCAUGCGCGGCGCCAUAGGCGAGCCCUCUAGGAGCAGAAGGCCCCAAGACAGAAGCGGAUCGUCGCUGAGAUUCGGCAGUGGGAGUCGCACUGGUACAAUGUCCGGUGCAAGCGUGAUGAAGAAGGUCCGCAGGGAGGUCAAGGAGGUCGCCCGAAUCCACGGCAACUUGUCUAGGAACAUUGGCGCGCCAAGGCCUUUGAUGAAGAUGGCAAAGGCACCGCAGGCCUUGAUAGAUGAACGUCGGAGAGCUGCGCUGCCCGGUGUCGGCAGGGUCAGCAGCAACCCGGUGAGGAAACCCGCUGAGAAGCCUGUCAAGUCGGGCGACGACAAAGGCGGCUCAAAGGCCUACGUCGAAACCUUUGGCGCCAUCCAGCUCAAGAGCCUCUGCACCAGCUAG